Molecule: messenger RNA, 1743 nt
Organism: Tremella mesenterica DSM 1558
Lineage: Eukaryota; Fungi; Basidiomycota; Tremellomycetes; Tremellales; Tremellaceae
Exons: 5
Coding region: 1-1743 (580 amino acids)
Source: RefSeq, a predicted model, not a curated record
AUGAGCACAGCCUUUCUUAUACCGAUCCCGGUUAGAUCAGGUGGUGGAGGGCGGAGGUGGAGUGUUGCACUUCGUGAGGGUCCUUCUCGUCAGUUCUGCGCCCGAUCUAUUGGAGGUUGCGGAUCAGGAUGUGGUUCUGUUCCCCCCGAGGACUAUCGAGUGAGGAGAUGUCAAAUAUUAUACAACCUCAUGCAGGCCAUAAACGUCAUCGCGACCCCUCUCAACCCUUGGCAUGAUGACAGUGUUUUAAUUAGGAAACCUCGGUCAAGCUAUCUAGAUUCGAUAUCGACCGAGAACCCUUCGACUCUGUCCUUCGGACUCAACGUCGGCGUGCUUUCUUCACCUUGCACCUCGAUCAGAAUGCCUAACAAGACCAAAUCUUCCAAGCCAGGUAAACCUGUUUUGGUUAUUCGGAACUUUGUUACUCGCUUCAAGAAUCGUCGAUCUAGUCGUUCUGUGGGUAAUGAGAAACCUACACCUACGAUACCAGAAAUCAACUGCGAUGUAGCGAUACCUCUUCAUGUCGACGAGGAAUCACCACUACCAGCAAUACCGAAUAUGGAUAUGACAUUUUCUGAUAAACCACCCUUACCUCCUUUUCCACCAGAUAUCAUACGUCGUAUCGCCGAAGAACUUUUACGACAAAAUUGUCGAGCAUCACUCUCUUCCUUCUCCUUGGCGUCCAACGAUAUCUUCCUGUUUAUUUCCCCGAUACUCUACAGAAACAUUAUCCUCACUGACUCUCAUCUUCGUAAUCUCGCUUUCGUUCUUCGACACCGUUUCAAUCUACCCAAUCCUAGCGCUUCGAAAGAAGCCGCUGGAUUACAUAGACGCGUGGGAAGGAUCUUAUGGAAUUAUCGAUGGUUAGAAAGUCUUCAUGUCCCACCCACCACUUCGCAAAAAACUCUUGACCUUCUCAAUGCAAUGUGGAAAAAAGGUAUCGAUUUUCUUUGUCCGCAAUUGAAAAGUAUCGCCUUUAUCCAACCUGAAAGCUACAGUGGAAAAUUAUGGGUUGAUAUAUUAUUACCACCUCUCGCAAUCACCAGAGCGUUGACAAGAGGUCGAAAGGUCGACUAUAUGUGUCUUCAUCUUCGUAAACCUCCAUUCGGCGGACUUUCUGCCGGACGGAAUCGAGAACAUGAUGAAAGGGCAGAAUGGCCAUCAUGGGAUGUGAACGAUGACUGUAGGUUAUUACAACAUACUGUUGAUGUCAACAAAAGUUGUUCGGUUCAUUAUUCCUACUAUACUCGUCAACUUGACGUGUCGAAUUCUAUCUGGAGACAUCGAUUUAUCAUUUGGGAUGAUCCAGCUUAUGGAGAACAAUUGAAAAUUCCUCAAUGUUUCGAUAACAUGUACGAACAUUGGCAAGAAAUCCAAAAGUUGAAGGACGAAGAUCGACAUUUAAUCACUUUUGUCGAUGAUACUGGUCAACCAGCUGAUAAGUGGGUUGAAUUUGAAGAUUCUAUGAAAGAAGAAUUAAGGUUCAAUUUCGAAUGGUGGAUGACAGAUCGACGAGUGAGUAAGAAAUACGCUAAAACUCUGGAUGUCAAGCCGAAUAGGUUUGAAGAUUUAUUACCUUUGAUUCAUUUCGAGAGAGGGAUAAAGGAAGUUUGUGAAGGUUGUGGUUGUAUGAUUGAUCCAAAAACACCUGUGCGUCAGAGAAGGAUGAUUUAUGAGGCGGCUUGGAGAUUUCCUCGAAGCAGUGAUACCUUGACCGAAGUUUCGAUGCCAAUGGGACAAUGA